Vitis riparia (riverbank grape) is the source of this 704-nucleotide messenger RNA. RefSeq lists its product as uncharacterized. The transcript has 3 exons. The record is from RefSeq and is a predicted model, not a curated record. Lineage: Eukaryota; Viridiplantae; Streptophyta; Magnoliopsida; Vitales; Vitaceae. Bases 55 to 573 code for a protein of 172 amino acids.
UUCAUCUUCUUCUCUAUAUUAUAUGCUGUUCCGAAGCCCUAGAGUUGUGAAAAAAUGGCAAAAAUAUGCGCCUUUGUAUGUUUUUCGGUCCUAGUAAUGGAUGCUGCUGCUGGGAUUCUAGGCAUUGAAGCACAACUUGCCCUAAACAAGGUGAAACAUAGGAGGAUGUGGGUAUAUGAGUGCAAAGGGAGCUAUGAAGCUUUCAAGCUUGGAUUGCUUGCGUCUGUGCUGCUGGCUCUAGCCCACCUUGUAGCCAACGUGCUCGGUGGCUGCAUGUGCAUUUUCUUGGCAGAUCAGCUAGACAAAUCAAGAACUAAUAGGCAUUUAUCAUUUGCUUUCCUCAUUUUCUCAUGGAUUACAAUGGCGAUCGGGUUCCCCACAUUGAUCAUAGGGAUGUUAGAGAACUACAAAACAACAAGUUCAUGCGCCAUUUUACACCAUCCUUUCCUAUCCACCGGCGGGAUAUUAUGCUUCAUUCACAGCCUCUUCUGCCUCGGCUUUUAUAUUUCAGUCAUCACUGCACCUGGAAAAGGGAAGAUUGAUACAAGCGAUCAGAAAGGCCUGGAUCUUUAAUGCUUUUUCAUGGAUUUUCUUACUUGUGAAGCAAGGUUGAUGAUGAUAUUUUCUUCCUGGUUUCUUUCUUUCUUUCCGGAUGAUACAAACAGACCUUAGUGUGAAAUGCAGCAUGAUAUCCCAUUCCCAUA